GUUAUUUCGUAAACAUAGGUCAUGGAAUAGUUAAUAACUAACUUUAAGUACAAACGCACGAAUUGUGUAAUCUUUGUGGCAUUUAAAAUCAUAAUAUUAAAAAGAAAAAUAUCAUUUAUAAAGUGUUCCAAUUUUUUAAUAUUAUAUGAAAGUGUUUUGCAAUUAAUUUUAUAUUUUGCCAUUUCUUUAAAAAAGUUGUUUAUUAAAAUUUUUAACUAUUACCAUGAAGGCAAAAUCGGGGUUAACAAGAUUUUCUAAUUGUUAUAUUUUGCGUGACGGAAACAUUAUAAAAGAAGAUUUAUGGAUACGCAAUGGAAAAAUUGUAAACCCUGAACAGGUAUUUUAUGUAGAACAAGAAGAAGCUGACAUAACGGUAAACAGCGAAGACUCUCUCAUAGUGCCAGGAUUCAUAGACAUUCAAAUAAAUGGUGGAUGGGGUGUAGAUUUUUCCUACGAUUCAGAAAAUGUUGAAGAAGGGGUAAAGAAAGUAUCAAAACAGCUAUUGGCUCAUGGAGUGACCUCAUUCUGUCCAACUAUGGUUACAUCUGAGAAAGAUAAAUAUUAUAAGAUUUUACCCAAAAUACAAAAAAGGCAAGGAGGAGAACAUGGAGCUACGGUUCUUGGAGUGCAUCUUGAAGGGCCAUUUAUUAGUUUAGCAAAAAAGGGUGCACACAAAGAUGAAUAUAUUUUAAAUCCUGAAAAGGGGCUCGAAUCAAUUAAAGAAGUGUAUGGAUCUUUAGACAAUGUAAUUUUAGUUACAAUAGCCCCAGAAUUGCCUGGGGCUUUGGAUGCUAUAAGAGGGUUAUCAAACAUGGGCAUCAAAGUGGCCCUAGGCCAUUCAUCUGCUAGCCUUGCUCAAGGUGAAGAAGGCAUUAAAAAGGGAGCAAACUUAAUAACACACUUAUUCAAUGCUAUGCUUCCAUUUCAUCAUCGGGACCCUGGUUUGGUGGGCUUACUUGCUUCCAAGACUGAUAGGCAAGUUUAUUAUGGGAUAAUAUCAGAUGGCAUUCACACUCAUCCUGCAGCUUUGAGAAUUGCUUGUCGAACGAAUCAAGAAGGUUUGAUAUUAGUGAGUGAUGCCGUAGCCGCGCAAGGCCUACCAGAUGGUGCAUACCGCAUCGGACCUCAAGCUGUAAAUGUCAAUGAAGGCCGCGCAUAUGUCGCUGGGACCAAAACUCUCUGUGGCAGUACUACUGCCCUGGACCAGUCAAUUAAAACAUUCAAAGAAGCCACAGAAUGUUCACUGGAAUAUGCUAUAGAAGCAGCAACUCUGCAUCCAGCCAAGGCUUUGGGAAUAGAUGAUAGGAAGGGCAAAUUAAAUUUUGGCUUCGACGCAGAUUUCGUCAUCUUACAUCCCAAAUCUCUGAAUGUUUUGUCCACUUGGAUUGCUGGCGAAUGCGUCUAUCGAUCUUCUUAGUGUAAACUAAUUUAUGGUUACCAUUAUAAGUGACAUGCAUAUAUUUUAUUGUGAUAAAUUUAAACAUUUUAUUUUCAUAAUUUUAUAAUGCACAAAGUGCUUUAUUAUAUUUUUUUAUACUUCAAAAAUUAAAAUACUUUAUUACAA
Molecule: messenger RNA, 1564 nt
Organism: Danaus plexippus (monarch butterfly)
Lineage: Eukaryota; Metazoa; Arthropoda; Insecta; Lepidoptera; Nymphalidae
Product: N-acetylglucosamine-6-phosphate deacetylase
Exons: 6
Coding region: 224-1417 (397 amino acids)
Biological process (GO): N-acetylglucosamine catabolic process
Molecular function (GO): N-acetylglucosamine-6-phosphate deacetylase activity
Source: RefSeq, a predicted model, not a curated record